GGGAAAGAGGGCGCGGCCUAGGAGAAAAUGGCGGCUUUUCCAUCCCGCCUCGAGUAGCGAGCGAUUGUCCGACCUCGGGCAACUGAACGAGCGUGUCCGGACCGCCCUUCCCUCAGCGUCGACUGAGGCUUUAAUACCUGCUCCGUCUGCCGCCUGUUAGGCCGUCGGGCCGGGGGUCCUGAGUCUGCCCCAGCGCUUAGCCCAUAAUGGCACCUACCCCGCAGCCCCUGGCAAGAAAGAUCGUCAAAGGAGUUCUAGCUUUGGAAGUGGCUGGAUUGGCUGGAAUGUAUUUGUUGUUUCACAGGAUGAACUCAAACCAAGAUUUCCGGUACACAAUGCGGAAGAGAUUUCCCCUCAUCUUAGAAGUUUACUACAAAUCCAACGAAUGGUCCGGGAUUCACGGAAUCAGAGAGAGAGAUGAAGAAAAGUGGUUGAACGACAAAAACUAGUAGCCCUGUGGUUUGAACUUCUUCUUCUUCUUCUUCUUGAGGAUGCUCUUCACAUCCCUGUCGUGAAGCCAGUCGUCUCGCUCUGCUUCCCAGCGAAGCUGUUUGAUAUCUUUGAAGAGGAGGAGGAGGAGGUUCAAGAGGUGAAGAAAAUAGACCACCGCAAAACGGAGACCUUUGGGGUUCUAAACGACUGCUGACUGGAUUAUGGGUGGGGAUUCAA
Molecule: messenger RNA, 669 nt
Organism: Ornithorhynchus anatinus (platypus)
Lineage: Eukaryota; Metazoa; Chordata; Mammalia; Monotremata; Ornithorhynchidae
Gene: CEBPZOS
Product: CEBPZ opposite strand
Exons: 5
Coding region: 207-449 (80 amino acids)
Source: RefSeq, a predicted model, not a curated record